AUGGAAAUAUCAGCUCCAUCACCACCAAAUGAUAUCGAACUACGGAACAUUAUCGACAAACUAGCCGAUUUCGUGGCUCGCAAUGGACCAGAGUUUGAGUCGAUGACCAAAUCGAAACAGAGAGGCAACCCGAAGUUUGCGUUCCUGUACGGCGGAGAAUACUACAAUUACUAUCAGUACAAAGUGAUUACCAAGCAAGCAAUGAUGAAGCAGCAACAACAGCAACUACCACAGAACAUGUCUUUGCCUCCGUUGAUGGGACAGCAUGGUAUUCCUCCGUUAUUGGCUGGGUUUGCACAGCAACCGCCACCACAAGCACAACUACCCAGUGUCGCUAUGCAGCACCAGCAACAACUCCAUCAUCAACAACAGUCGCAAGCGCAACUAGCUUCCCAACUGGUACCCUCGUCGAAUCCGAACGGAAAUAGUUCAAAUAACACAAUGCCCCAAAUAUGGUCAAAUCCACCCCCGGUAAAUGCUGGACCGCCAAACACCGCGGUACAGAUGGUACCCAAUAAUAUAAAUAGUCAGUUGACGGCACAAUUGGAAGCACUUACCAAACAGCAGCAGGCGUUGACCGAACAAAUACGCCAAUCGGAAAUGAAUCUCACGGCUCAACAUGGGGUUCUGCUUCAACAGCAACAAGUGCAGAUCGACGAAGCCCUGAUUCGAGCGCAGGAAGAAAUGCUUAUCAAUCAGUCGAAGGAAUACAAUAUUCCGCUGCACGAGUUCGACAGCAAACUGCAGCCAAUAAUUGAUUCCUGCACGAAAGACAGUAUAUCCAAUGGAAAAGGCUGGAUUUUACAGCAUUGUACCGAUUCGGGAAAAUGUCAAAUUAUUUCGCAGUAUCUUUUGAGAAAGGCGUUAAUAGCUGGAGUUUUAUUUACGCAAAAAUUGCACCUGAUAUAUUUAGUAAAUGAUGUUAUACAUCAUUGUAACAAAUCUUGCAGCAUCCGGAAAAAUGCCGACGAGCUGAAAAAAUGUCUGGAAAGCGCGGUAAUUCCUAUGUUCUGCAACGCUCAGAUAACCGCCAAUGACGAGCAAAGGGUGAAACUUACUAAGCUCCUGUCGCUGUGGGAAUCAAAAGGAAACUUCUUCGAUGCCUGCGUCAUUUCGAAGCUUAAAUCUCCUCCUUCAUCGCUGCAGGAGUACCAGACCAGUCUGCUGACACAGCACGCUAAUGUCGUCGCGGCGAUUACACAAGCCACGAAAACAACGUUUGAAAACUACCAACAACAGCAUCAAGCAUUUGUGCAGCAUGCCACACAGCAAAUGGCAAUGCUGGAAAAGCAAAAACAGCAACAUCUUGAACAACACGCUCGUAAAGCAGGUGCACACGGUGCUUUGGCCGGUGGUCCUCCUCCACUGUUACCGGAACUGAUGGCAGCAGUCGUCGGAGCAAACAGUGGCGCUGUGAAUGGUGGUGGAGGUGGUGGUCUCGUUGGUCCAACACUACCUUCCGUUGGGCCGCCCGGACAACCACAACCGCCUCUGUCACAGGCUGGCGACCGUGGUGGACCUCCAUCAGGCGGUAAUGGCGGGGGACAGAUUCCCUCGCUCCUGGAUCAAAACAUCAACUUCGGCCUACUUUCGGCCGCAUUGCAAAAAUUGAAAAAUAUUCAAGACAACGGCCCACUCGGAUCGGGUGUCGGGGGAGGAAAUGCGAAUAACAUAGCGCCACCACCACCGCCUGGUCGGGAUGGUGAUAAUAGUGGAGAUUAUACGCAGCCACCUCCCAACUUCCCUAUUCCGGAUCUUUCGCGACCUCCUCCUAAUUUCCAGUACGGUGCAGCAAACCUUCCACCACCGGGUGAUGGUAUGAAUAGUAACAAUAACACUGGUGGAAUGCCUCCGGACCAUAGACACACCCAACAUCAUCCGGAUAAUCGAUCGAACGACGAACGUGAUGAUAGGCAGUUAGCUGCGCCUGGAGGUAUGAUGCUGGACGAUCGUGAUCGAGAUGAUCUAGAUCAGGAUCCAUCGGAUCAUCAAGAUGAUCACGAUCAGCAGCAGCAGGAAGAAACGGAGGAGGUUACUCCACCGACUCCUGUGAAGAUACCUUAUUUUGAGCUGCCGGCUGGUUUGAUGGUACCAUUGAUUCGGCUCGAAGAUUACAGCUAUCAUCCGCUGGAUCCGGACGAAAUUCGACUGCCUCCACCAACACCAACCAACGAUCGUUUAGUAAGCGCCGUUGAAGCAUUCUAUGCUCCUCCAAGCCACGAACGGCCACGAGAUGGUGAGGGAUGGGAAAAGCUGGCGCUGUACGAAUACUUUAAGGUGAAAAACGCUUCUCGCAAGCAGAAGGAAGAUGAAAUCGAUCGAGGUCUGCGAGACCGAUCACGGUCACCUUCACCGAUCAAUCCGGAAUUGCUGAAGGCAACCAAAAAGCAAAAAAAGCGCACUUAUCGUUCGAAAAGUCGCUCUCGCUCGCGUUCGCGCUCUCCGGCCGACAAUGGCGCACUGCACGGGGUGCAGCAACAGUCGCUGCAUGGACCGGGACGUAAUAAUCAACGCCAUCACCGAAAUCAUCGAUCGCGUAGUAGAUCUCGGUCCCGGUCACGCUCACGGUCGCCUUCUAGACGGUCUCCCUCAUCAGGCCCUCCUCCGAUGCCAGUGUCAUCCGGUGGUCGGCCGAGCCGAAGUCGAUCACCUGCUCGUCGGGGUGGUGGUGGUGGUAAUGAGCGUGAUCAUCGAGAACCGCGCGGUGGUGGCGGGCGUGAUAUUAGACGAUCACCGACUCCGCCCAGCUUUGGUGGAGGUGGGUACAUGAAAGCGGCUAGCAAUUUUCUCGACGAAAGCAGCAAACCUGGAGGCAGUGGAAUCGGAACCGGUGGUAACCAUCAGUUUCACAAUACAAUGAAGGGGGUGGGUGGUGGUGGAAUGGGCGGUUCGAGUGGCGGUAUGGGAGGAGAUCGUAUUGGGCUAGGAGCCACGAUAGAACCGAUACGACAGGAGACCUACAAUCCGGCGGAUCCUUACGAAAGUUUUCGUAAGAAUAAAGGUGCCGCUUUUAUCACUCGUAUGAAAGCACGAGCAGAUGAGCGAAACUAG
This is a messenger RNA of Anopheles marshallii, 3051 nucleotides long. RefSeq names its product calcium homeostasis endoplasmic reticulum protein (gene scaf6). Gene Ontology annotation, molecular function: RNA binding. The coding region runs from base 1 to 3051 and encodes 1016 amino acids. The transcript has 10 exons. Gene Ontology annotation, biological process: intracellular calcium ion homeostasis; RNA processing. The record is from RefSeq and is a predicted model, not a curated record. Gene Ontology annotation, cellular component: perinuclear region of cytoplasm. Lineage: Eukaryota; Metazoa; Arthropoda; Insecta; Diptera; Culicidae.